UUAUUUAUUUUUUGCUGGAAAAAUGGCAGACGAAGCUCAAUCACCUGUUUUAGCGGAAAAAAAUAUCACAGAAGAUGAAGCAGAGAAAGCACACCUUCAUUCGUUGGUGACGGAAUUAGCUCAAGAUUAUUCUAAAUAUUUAAAAGUUGAUGCAUCGUCUGAGAAAGCAACAUUGGACAAUGACGUAGAGGAUAUUUUGACAAGAUUAGAUGAAUUCACAUCACUUGUUGAUAUGGUGAGAGGAGACAAUGCAUUAUGUCUGAAUGCAACCCUUCCUGAAAUCCACAAAAAAUGUGAUGAAAUGGAAAAGGUCUUCCAGAAAAUCGACAGAUUGGAGCAAAUGAUUCAAGUUGUUAAGCAAAAUUUGGAUCAGAUGGAAGAAAAAGUUGCUGAAGCAGAAGAGCACCUAGACAGCAGCUCCAUGAAAAAAAUAUUCAGUUCUUUGCAGAAGCCUCUUUUUUCUAAAAAGCCCGGUGAAUCCAAAAAGCACAUAAAAUAUGAACCUCCGAAGAUAUUCAGCACAGAAGAGUUCUUCCCAAAUUCCCAGCCAGUUUCGCCGUCAGCUGAGAAGAGUCCCAGUGUUGAACAAACAUAAUCUUAACGUCUAACUUAAACUAUAGCAUUAGUUUGUUAUUCUAUUUAUUUGGAUUUUGUAACUUUGUCUGCCACUUUUGAAAAGUAUUUUGAAUAAGAUAUUUUCAAAAAUCAAUAAUGCAUGUGGAACCAUGCAUCCACUGCAAAAUGAUCUAGUAUCGUAAAGUUUUAGAUGAUAAAGGGUCCAAUUCAUAAAAUAUGAAACAUUCAAAUGCAGUUUAAAAAACAGCAGAUUACCGUUAACUCAACACCAUGCAUAUUGCACCAGUGUUGAAUUUUGAGGUAUAUGAAAAAAUCAACUAUAUUGUUUCCCGGGAUGCAUAAUAAAUAAGUCAUGCAGUGGUUGUAUUAACCCUUAAAUUUUCUUUUUUAAAAACUAUUUUUAAAAUGUUCUUUGGCUUUUAUUUCUUUUUAAAAUCAUGUGAAAAAUAUUUAAAAAAAUAUUUUAAUUUGUUUGGUCCAUGGUUCAAAAACCAUUAGACAACAUUGGGCUUUAACUGUAAAACAAAUGUUUUACUGUCAAAUAUCUCACAACAUUUUUGUUGUAAUUAAAAUGUUUCUAAUCACAAUUGAAAAAAAAAAAUAGUCCUGAAACCAUUGAUAAUGCAUUUGGUAUCAUAUUUUGAGUGCCAUCAAGUUUGAAUUUUUAUAAAGUAUUAUAUGAGCACAAUUGCUGUGUGUUGAGUAGUUCUGUUUCUCUAAUCUGUGAUAUUUAUUCAUUGUUUGUUUUUCUCGUUAGUUUUGAAAAGAGCAAUGCAAAUUUAAAUUGACGCUUAAAAAUGAAAUCUGAUGUAGCGAGAUUUUUAGUUAUUUUUUUUUUCCACCAGAGCAAUUGUUUUGAUUGAACUGUAAAGAUGCUUUUUAAGUGACUGGCAACAGUUUUUAAGGAUGUAAUAAAGCUCAUGCAAAAGUAUCCAAUAAUAUGUACAUAUGCCAAGUUCAGUGAAUUAUUUUUAAUGAUUGUUAAUUUACAAUGUAAAUAAAUAUCAUUCUUUCUUA
Molecule: messenger RNA, 1593 nt
Organism: Uloborus diversus
Lineage: Eukaryota; Metazoa; Arthropoda; Arachnida; Araneae; Uloboridae
Gene: Blos4
Product: biogenesis of lysosome-related organelles complex 1 subunit 4-like
Exons: 5
Coding region: 23-595 (190 amino acids)
Cellular component (GO): BLOC-1 complex
Source: RefSeq, a predicted model, not a curated record